Molecule: messenger RNA, 4301 nt
Organism: Teleopsis dalmanni
Lineage: Eukaryota; Metazoa; Arthropoda; Insecta; Diptera; Diopsidae
Gene: row
Exons: 9
Coding region: 295-4107 (1270 amino acids)
Biological process (GO): regulation of transcription by RNA polymerase II
Cellular component (GO): nucleus
Molecular function (GO): sequence-specific DNA binding; DNA-binding transcription factor activity, RNA polymerase II-specific
Source: RefSeq, a predicted model, not a curated record
AAAUACAGGAUUUUUUGUAAAUUGUAAAAAAAAUUUUUGUACGCUGUUGACAGCUUAUUUCUUGUCACUAAAAUUCUUUUCGAGCGAAGCGAAUUUGCCUACUACUUUUUACUGCAACCAUAGGACGCGAAAAAUGACUUUUCGUGGCAACCCUUAUACGGCACAUAACGCAUCGCCAUUUUUAUUAUCGUGCGUGAAAAUUACGUAGAAUUUCAGUAAAAGUAAUUUUUAUACAUUGGAAUUACAUUUUCUAACAAGAGGUCGUAUAAGAACAUUAAUGUUUGUUUUUAUAAAAUGCGUGUAACUAAAAGUGAUAUAACUCUAGAAUUAGAGUGUUGGAUCGAUGAUUUAUCGGCGGCUCAAUUGGCCGCCUAUGAAAAAGUUGCAAAUGAACACAAUGCCAUUAAGAAUGCUCUUAAGAGUGCGCUAAGCAAUAACGAGGGAAAAGAAAUUUUUAAUGGACAGGUUUUUCAAGCUUAUUCAUUUAAAGGAAAAGUUUUACAAGAGCUAAAAGAAGCUACAGUUCCUAAAAAACAGCCAAAAUCCGAACCUGCGCCUACGCCGCCCCCUACUGUUGGUACUCGUGGUGGGCGUAAACGUCCACCAAAUUUUGUAUUUUUGGAAUCGUCUGACGAAGAAGAGGAUAAUAUACCAUUGGCUAAGCGUGUAGCAAUCACUUCAACUAAAAAAUCAACCACAAGUACAAGUAAUUCUGCAAGCACUAGUAAAACAGCUAUAAAUACUCGACAAAAAGCCGCAACUACCAGUACUAGUGGUAAAGGUUCACCACAAUUAAAUAAGAGCACUGUCGAUAAAAAAGCUGCUAAUAGUAAGAGUGAAAAAGCAUCUACAAAUUCAAUACCGGCAUCUGGUUUUCGACCUUCGGAAUCAACAUCAGUUGGUGGUUUAGUUGUGGGUAGUGAAACUAAAAAUGGUAAAGAUUCAAAGGAUAAUAAAGAGACGAAGCUGCAAGGUAAAACUUUUCCUUCGCUUGUGGUUUUGGCUAGACCAUGGUUAAAAGCAAAAGAUAUGUCUGCCACUCGUAGCAAGCUGGAUUCAAAGGUUAAGUUAGUGUUGAUGUUGACGCCAAAUAAGUUUACGGAAUGGCUUAUUCAAGAAGGCUUGUUGAAAGCAGAACAAAAGUGCGAAAGUCAUCAGACUAGUGAGCUUAAAUUAGGUGUUUAUUCUGAUGCUUCCAAAUUUCCAUACACUGGUGGAUAUGUUUGGAUAAGUGAAUGUUGUCCAACUCGAUUUAUAUCAGUGUUUCAUGGUUCCAUAUUUGAAGGUGCACCGCAUCCUCCAUCUUGUAUACUGAAACUGAUAUACCAUUGGUCAUGUCAAACAAACAUUCAAAACGUUGUACAGUGGGUUAAAGUAGAUAAUGUAUAUAUAAAAGGAGUAUAUACUUGGUUGCGUGCAGUUUGUACAUUAGCUGUACAUCAAAAAUCCAAAAAAUUGGGUGGACCUGAAAAAUUUGUAGAGGUUGGUGUCAUAUCACUUGGUACUACUUCUCAAGACGGACAACAACGUCAAGUUAAAGUUGAAGUUCUGGGAGUUUUAGAUUUUACUGAUAAAACAAUUCGACUGCGCGCUGUUGAACCGGUCUCCGAUGCAGAUCGUAAUUAUAAGAAACGUUUCCAGACUAUAUUAGAACCGUUGCAACGUUGGGUAGAUAAAGAUAGUAUUAUUUCAAUUGAUUUGACGGUUGAUAAAAUGACUUUACAUUCAAUGGGUUUUAAAAAUAUUGUACAAGCAGCAGCCACAGAUACUUCAGCUAAACAUAAUAAUUCCGCAGUUAUGGAUUAUUUGCGACAUAUUGUUCCACGCAUGUUCCAAAAUACCUUAUCUUUAUUAUCACGUCAGAUGAUACAACAAUUUUUAGAUGAACUUGUUUGGAGAGAACAGUUUGGCACUUAUGCUCUUCAAGCAUUUAAUAACAUAACUGCACAUAUUGCUGAACAGACACGUAUGAACACAAAUGAAACAUUAACGCAGCGUUUAUAUCAGGUUGCAACUAAUCCAUUUAAGGACUGGAGUCCCUUGCCACCAAAUUUUAAGGAUACGCCUGCAAACAAUACUCCUAAGCGUCUGAAAAAACCUAUUAACGAAGCAGAUUAUAUGCAGCCAGAGAAAGAAAAGGAGAAACCCGCUAUAAAAAUUAGUAAAAAAGAAAAGGAGCGUGUGCCUACACCCACUCCAGCAACUAGUAAACGCAGAAGUGCUGCAAUCGCAGCACAAGCUUCUUUUGAAGAAAAACCAGAUAAACAUGAAAAACCAGAGAAAAAAGUUACAACCCAAAAAUCUACGACUGGAGUCAAGACCACUCAAUCUAAAAAUACCCCCACAACGAAAGCUAGUGUUGUAGCUUCAAAAAAAGCUCCAAUUGAAAUAAAAACCAUCAAAAAGGAAGAUGAUGAUUUAAGAGGUUUAGAGGAAAUGUAUUAUGGCGUGCGAGACGGCAAUGAUGAAAAUUUCGAAAGUUUCCCUUACACAACUUUAAAUAAUGGUGUUGUUAGUACUGCCAGUACGGAAGUCCAAUGUUCUAUUUGCGAUACAAAGGAAACUUUUGAUUCAAAUGAAAAACUUCAGACGCAUAUAGUCUCACAUAUUAAUCUCGAUGGCAAAGAUCAUCAAUUUCAGUGUCUGUUUUGCCUAGAUAAAUCUCCAACAGAGGCGGUUUUGGCAAAGCAUAGUCAAUUAAUGCAUCCGACUGAAACAAAAAUAUCAUCAUCACCGUCUUAUCAUUGUCUUAUUUGCCAGCAACGUCACAAUUCGUUACACCAUCUUAGCAUACACCUUCAAAAGGUACAUAACAUGCUGGAAUUACCGUACAAUUGUCAAGCAUGCGGUUAUCGAUCAUCUUCUCAUCGUGAUGUUGUACGUCACUUCUACGAUGAUCAUAAAAACCAAAACUUCUUACAAUGUCCUUUCUGCUUAGAUAUUUUCCGCUUUUCUUAUAAAGGAAAAAUUAAUAUGAACAAUAUUGAUAAUUACUACAUGCAUUUGCGUCAACAUGUCAGUAGAAAGGAACCACAGAUGCGUUGUCAAAAAUGCGCCUUAAGUUUUAUAAACAAAGGUGCUCUAAAGCAACACAGCAGUAACCACCAUGUGAGCUUUACGAAAAAUCCACAGAAUGUACGUUUACUUUUGAAUAAUUCAUUAUUGAUAUCACCACCAAAAGUACGCACACAUCAUCGUGAACCUCAACCAUUUACGAUACAAAAGAAAUUUGGUGAAGUAUGUACAUUAAUUGAAGGAUCGAUUUGUGUUGAGUGCAAUUCUGAAAUAAUAAACGAUGAACACUAUAGUGUGUUUAUGAAAUGCAAUAAAUGUAACUACAAAACUUGUUGUGAACGUGCAAUAUUUGAUCAUUGCGUUGGCUGCAAUGGUACAAAUGGCAUAGGAGAUGAAAUGGAAUUGCCACUACCAAAUGAAAUGCAUUGCAUUUGCGGUUUUUCCACAGCAAUUGGAAAUAAAAUGGCACAUCAUUUAGCAACUUGUGGACAAAAAUCAGCAUAUCCAACAGUGGAACUGGCACAAGAAAAUACAGUUAAAAGAAAUAUGUUAGAUAUGCUUGGAUUAGUACGACGCGACGGUGAAGGGUGCAACGAUGGCGAAGAUUCUGCAACUGCGGCUGCAAUAGCAGCAAGUACUAAUUUCCAAGAUGAAUUGCAACAAAGUUUUUCUAAUAUUGUUGAAAGUGACGAACAGGAGCAGCAAGAGCAACAACAGCAGCAGAUCGAAAAACAAGAACCACAAAAUGACAAUAAUCAAACACCAAUACAAUUUGGUGAAACAGAAGCAACACCAAUUAUGGAAUCUAAUCAAGGAACUUUAACAACUAAUGAUCAAAACUAUGCAAAUAUUGUAGAUUCUACUUCUAGUCUUCCCACAACAACUCAAUCAACACAAUACAAUAUUGGUUUCGGACAGCCAGAAGUGGAACCACAUACUUUAGGUGAACCUGACAUUGGUAUGCCACUUAUAGGUGAACUUCAAGAUCCUAAUCCGCCAGCAACACCACAAUUUUUAGGUGAAGUGCAUACACCAAUGUUUGACGCUGCCGCUGUUGCCGAACAACAACAUUAUAAUCAAAUGAUGCAAUAAAAUUAUUGAUGCAAUACAAUUUAUAUAUAAACCAACCACCUUGUAAGAAAACGAUUAAAGCAAAUAUUAAAUGCAAAUCUAGGACAAAACGUACUUGUGAUACGAUAUUAACAUCUGUGGUCACAAUAAUAUAUUUUAAUAUAUCCUUGUAAUUUGUAUUAUUUAUUAUAUUAUAAUUGUAGUCAUAUGCAAUC